Phragmites australis (common reed) is the source of this 1709-nucleotide messenger RNA. RefSeq lists its product as uncharacterized. The record is from RefSeq and is a predicted model, not a curated record. The transcript has 2 exons. NCBI's taxonomy places the organism in Eukaryota, Viridiplantae, Streptophyta, Magnoliopsida, Poales, Poaceae. The coding region runs from base 631 to 1425 and encodes 264 amino acids.
CACAUUUGGCAUUUCAGUUACACAUGCUUAAGGGAUGAUUUCUUCAAGUUACAUCACGCCUCAAGAUGAAUUUGGCAUCUCAUUGUCCUUUUCUUAUCAUUUGCAGGAUAUGUACCAUUGUUUCACAGUAGUGGCAUACUGGCAAGCCAUCACAGUUUUACACUCUAUUGACAUAAAUUCAAGUUAACAUUUAUUGUUAAUUCAGCAAUCAAAUGGUAAUAAAAAUGCAUAUUAAGAUACACUCACUUUCACAUAGCACUUUUAAUGAGAUAAAAUUACAGGAAGAAAAGAAUCCAUGCUUCUUACUUACACUGAGAUAAUGCACUCAGGCUCCUUCGUGAUGGUGUGGUCAUCUGAUCCAAAUAUUUUCUUUUUUGCUUGGAUGAUUGCCUAUUAUCUGCUGAUUGAUCAUACCUACAGUUUGAGAGGAAUUUUCGAGAUAAAGCAUCACAAGCCCUUGAGCCGGCAGAGUCCAGGAAUGGCUGUUGGGGUUGGGCCAUCACCGCCAUGAGGGUUGGUUUGUUUGGUGUUUCAUCAAUAUGUUAGACGGGCCUCAACUGGGUUGUGGCACGCUGCUUUGGCCACCUUCGAGUGCCGCAGCCCCCAGAGCCAGAAUUUAGUUGGCUGUCUAUGAUGGGCGAGCCCAUCAUAAACACUGAUUCAAGUUGUACAAUCUCUGCAUGCACGAUGUGCAUUGAGGCCCAGCAUAGGCUGGCUUUUGAGCGAAUUAAUGGGAAGGGAUCCUUCCGAUGCAAGACUAAGGCGCCUGGGAAGCUUAAGAAGGUAUGCUAUAAGAGAGAUGUUUGGGAGAGUGAGUCAGGGGCAGAUGCGGGUGAUGUUUUGCACGUCAUUUUUGAAAUGGGAGGUGUGCUGACCACAGACUCAACGAAUAACAUCAAACUCCCCAUAGAUGGGCAUGUGCUCAUAGAUGGGCAUGUGCUCAUAGAUGGGCAUGUGCUCAUCAGACAGGACCCUGACUUGGGGCGAAAUCGCUUUGCACGGCUACUUUAUUCCCGUGGCCCCGUCAUCGGUUCUCUUUGGGCAGCGGAUGGAGACUAUGAAAGUUGUCAGGGAGAGCGCGUUUACAGAGGACGAGAAGAGCAGUACCGUGUCCCAGGUUCUGGUGACUACCAUGCCGUUGUAUGUUGUCAGUAUCGGUUCAGAAAGAGCAAUAACGAGUUGCAAAUAAGAAUUAUGGACAACUAUGCUGCUGAUGGACCACUGAGAUGGGUGUUGUUUGAAGCAUUUAGGUUCUUUUAUCUCCCACUCGUAGAAAAGCCUCUUGAACCCCACCAGCUGCGAAGGAAGAAGAAGAAGAACAAAGAACAUGGUUUGUCGACAAUGGUGAAAAAGGCACAUUGGUGGAUUAUCUGCCGUGAGAUUGGCAAGUACUAUUAUCUGAAAAAGAGAGAGAUUCCAAGAUAGACAAUUGUUGAUAGAGAAUUCUUUCUUCUGUUGGCACAAACUGCUGGGUGCCAAUCCUUGAUUCUUUUGGUGAUCACAUUCUCGCAAAUAGCCUCUUGAGAUCUAUUUACCUAGUAUUUUGGUGUGUAUGACCUCUUGAGAUCAGUCAUGUGUACGGUAAGGUACCUUGAUGUUCCAAGGAAUAGCUUUAUGCCCAAAACUAGUAGCUGUUCUUAUCAUUUGUAUGAACCAGACAUAGCUAUGAGCAAUAUACAGUAGCUGUUCUUCAGUUUUCCCAAAAAAUC